Humulus lupulus (European hop) is the source of this 1560-nucleotide messenger RNA. RefSeq names its product sister-chromatid cohesion protein 3-like. Gene Ontology annotation, molecular function: chromatin binding. NCBI's taxonomy places the organism in Eukaryota, Viridiplantae, Streptophyta, Magnoliopsida, Rosales, Cannabaceae. Gene Ontology annotation, biological process: sister chromatid cohesion. The transcript has 7 exons. The coding region runs from base 9 to 800 and encodes 263 amino acids. Gene Ontology annotation, cellular component: nucleus; cohesin complex; chromatin. The record is from RefSeq and is a predicted model, not a curated record.
AUAUAUUAAUGACUCUCCUUGAGAUUAAUGUAUGGUGCAGACAUCAACUUCUACCUGAUGAUGAUUUGGGUCCAUUAUACGACUUGCUUAUUGACGAGCCGCCACAAAUCAGGCAUGCCAUCGGAGCAUUAGUGUAUGAUCACUUGAUUGCCCAAAAGUUUAAUAGCUCCCAAUCUGGUGAAGGAAGCAACUCUUCUGAGGUCCAUCUGGGCAGAAUGUUGCAGAUACUGAGAGAAUUCUCCACUGAUCAAAUUCUAAACAAUUAUGUGAUUGAUGAUGUUUGGGAGUACAUGAAGGCCAUGAAGGACUGGAAGUGUAUUAUAUCUAUGCUUUUGGAUGAAAAUCCUUUAGUUGAGCUUACUGAUGAGGAUGGAACCAACUUAGUACGACUUCUUAGUGCAUCUGUCAAAAAGGUUGUUGGAGAGAGAAUAGUACCUGCAACUGAUACCUGCAAGCUGUAUUACAAUAAAGCUCAGAAAGAAAUAUUUGAACACAACAGAAGGGAUGUUACUGUUGCUAUAAUGAAGAACUACCCAUUGCUUUUACGCAAGUUCAUGGCUGACAAAUCGAAAAUACCAUCGCUAGUUGAAAUUAUUGUGCAUAUGAAUCUUGAGCUUUAUUCUCUGAAGAGGCAAGAACAGAAUUUUAAAAAUGUCCUCCAGCUCAUGAAAGAUGCAUUUUUCAAACAUGGUGAGAAGGAAGCAUUAAGAUCUUGUGUGAAGGCUAUUAACUUUUGUUCUACGGAGAGCCAAGGGGAGCUACAAGAUUUUGCUCGUUCUAAGUUGAUAUUGUCCAGAUGAGGCAAUUCUCCAAAAGUUUUGGAAACUUUGUGAGCAACAACUUAAUAUUUCAGAUGAGACAGAAGAUGAUGAUGUUAACAAGGAGUAUGUUGAGGACACAAACAGAUGCUGUGUUAUGGUCGCUGCUGCAAAGUUGGUUGACAGUUAGUUAAGUGGUAGCUGAUUGAUCUGUUAUGGUUUACUAUGAAUAUGUUAGUCUUACUCUUAUUUUUAGAUCAUUAUAAGUAAGUGUUGUAUUCUCUUCUGCUCUGAUUUUCUCUCUUUCAUUUCUGAACUUAAAUGUUUGUUUUGUGGAAAAAUCACUAUUGCUUAGCUUUUUCUUUUUUAAUAGGCUGAUAGGUCUGAGAUUGUUAUAGCAUGCCAGGCCAUAACACCUCAUUCCAUCCAGAUUCUUUGGUCAUUUGUAGAAACCAUGAAUUUUAGCCACUUGAUUUUAAUUGAGUAAAUUUGAGAACUAUGAGAAACUUGGUUGGAGGUAUACAACCAGUACUUUUUUGAAAUCUUGUACAUAAUCCUCCUCUCUUUCUGCAGGUAUGUUGUUAGACAGUACCUGAGGUUUCUAAGAGCUCACUGGAAGUUCGUAAAAACUGUUGUGAACAAAUUGUUUGAGUUCAUGCAUGAGACACAUCCUGGUGUUCAGAGCAACAUCAUGAGGAGGUUUGCCUUGGAAACCUGAGGAGAUUUCAAUUUAGAGAGCUUCAGAUGGCAACAAAAAACUUCAGCAGCAAGUACUUGGUUGGAUGAUGAAUUGAAGGAUGGA